Messenger RNA from Synchiropus splendidus (mandarinfish), 2373 nucleotides. RefSeq names its product SEC22 homolog C, vesicle trafficking protein (gene sec22c). Gene Ontology annotation, biological process: endoplasmic reticulum to Golgi vesicle-mediated transport. Bases 264 to 1175 code for a protein of 303 amino acids. Lineage: Eukaryota; Metazoa; Chordata; Actinopteri; Syngnathiformes; Callionymidae. The record is from RefSeq and is a predicted model, not a curated record. The transcript is spliced from 7 exons.
GAUUUGUUGUGGUUUUGUUCUAGGAGGAAGAAGUUAGCUCGUUCGCUACUUGAGAUCUUAGCACAUAUUUGUUUAAACAGACCGUCCAGGUCGUCUAUAUUUGACUCGAUCUCAGCCUAAAUUAUAUUAAGCACUUAAUUUCGCUGAUCAGAUCUAUCUGGCUUCAGCACAAUGUUGCAAUAAGAUAAACACUGACCCACAACAAGGUGCAGCAUGCAACCCAUGAUAAAGAGACUGUGUGUUCCCCAUGGAUCCGGACCACGAUGUCUUUGAUCUUGUUCGCCUUUGUGGCUCGGGUCAGGGAUGGACUCCCCCUCUCAGCCUCGACCGACUUCCAACAUAAUCGAGAGCUGCAGGAGAGGAAGCAGCAGCUCCGGACCAUCAGUAAGGCUCUGGCCCGGUUUCCUGACCGAGCAGCAGUCCGAGGCCAGGAGCUCAAUAUUUACUUCGUCACAUCAGAUGGUGUUUCUUACAUGAGCGUGUGUCACAACAUCCUCCCUGCUGCCAAGGCUUUCUGCUUUCUGGAGGAUCUACGGUGGGAGUUCACAGCCUGUUACAAUCCUACAGCCGUUGCCUCGGCAGCCAGACCAUAUCCGUUUUUAGAAUUUGAUGGCAAUAUCCAGAAGCUGAAGCAACAGUAUGACCGAUGCGGCGGACCAACUCUGGAGAUCACUUUGACAGAAGUUCAGGAGGAGUUGGUGUUGCAUCCACCACACAUUCUAACUUUAGAAGAUGUGGAGUUAACAAACGGAGCGGCUAAUGGGCAUUUGGAGCCUGCUGCUGCUGCUGGCCAGAAUGUAAAACUUGAACGGGUGACAGCCCCAGGAAUACUAUCGCUUGUACUUAAUAUCAUGUGUGCGUCUUUGAACAUGAUUCGUGGAGUACAUCUUCUCGAGAACACAUUCCAGGAUGAUUAUGAAGGAAUGUGGAAUGUUGUGGCUUUCUUUCUGGCAUUUGUCUCCUGUGUGUUACAGUGCCACCUGUAUCUCUUCCACACUUGCCAAAAGACUGUCAAAGCUUUGGUUCUGCUGGGUGUGAUCGUCCUGUGCAACGUUUAUCUGCUCGGCUUCAGAAACGUCUGGCAGUUGCUUUUCCACAUUUCGGUUGCCUGUCUCUCCACCGUCCUCAUCCUCACCCGCAGACUCCAAGACAAACCAAAUGACUGUGGAGUCUGAGAAAAGUGAGAAUUCAGUCCUUCUCUUCCAACCUGCCCUUACCGGUGAGAAACAAUGAGCCAGGUUGGCUUUUAUUUAGUUUCUCUUCCAUGUCCCAGUAAUAGUAAUUUCUUGACAUCCUCAUUCAUUCCAAAUUUUGAGAGCCACAUUUCUUUACAACUUAAUUCCCAGCUCAUCUGGGGUCUUUCCAAACAGGUGGGUCAGAUCAUCUUUCUUGUGGUAAAAGUGAACACAUUAGGACAACAGUGUAGAGGCAGUUUUGGCUAGUUUAUUUUGGGGAAACUGAUCAGGGAGUUUAUAAUAUUCAUCAUGUUUGACCGGGAACAAUUUGAAAUGAAUACUACUGAGGUUCUGUAGUAUGGCUCUUGAAUGCACUGAUUUGAUGUUGAUUAUAUGAAGGAUGUGAACGCAUCCUUUCUUUAUACAUGUACGUGUAAAUGGCAUCAUUAUUUUAUUCCAUGUUCACUUAUUUCCAUUUGCCAGUCUUACAUCUCUUUAUUGGAAUCACUGGAUCAAAUUAUUGUUUGACCAGUUCAGAAGCAUAAGUCGUGUUUCAAUGGUUUUUAUCGAAGUUAGAGUUCAUUUUAAAAUGAAUAUGGACAUGAAAACAUCAGGACACAGAGUUGGGGUUUCUUGUUAAUUUUAAGCUCUUGGUUUAUUUAAUGGACUGAGGUGAAUAACCCAAUGGUCAGUUGUGUUAUACACACCUGUUUUCAAUUAUUACUAUUAUUUGUCCAUUCCGUGCAAUACAAGAGACAUAUUUUUGUAAGUGUAACAUCACCUAGUAUUUUAAAAAUGGUGGGUCUGCAAAGAAAACUAUUCCCCACACGUUUUACAAGGUUUGGACCAAUAUUGCUAUAGCCACAUUAAUAUUGAAUGAGUCUUUUUUUUGUGAUGAACGAGAAUAUAUUGAAGCAUCAAGACAGCAUUUUCCACCAUCCGUCACGAAGGACCAUAAUGAUAAAAUGAUGUUUGUGUUUAUUUAACUUCAACGAGGUAGCGUCUGAUUUUCUCUGAUAGAUGGCAGGAAAGGAAAAUGAAGUUAAGUUUGUGCAAUGGAAUAAGUCAUGUGACAGUCACUGCCAACAUUGGUGAUUAUGCUCUGAAGUGGGAAAUUUGAUAUUUGUUUGUUUAUAAAGACGCUUUCGUACUUUUUGUGUGUUUUUUGUCUUGGGGAAAAAAAGACCGAACGACGAGC